This is a messenger RNA of Cebus imitator (Panamanian white-faced capuchin), 751 nucleotides long. RefSeq names its product cytochrome c oxidase subunit 4 isoform 2, mitochondrial. Bases 118 to 633 code for a protein of 171 amino acids. Lineage: Eukaryota; Metazoa; Chordata; Mammalia; Primates; Cebidae. The record is from RefSeq and is a predicted model, not a curated record. The transcript is spliced from 5 exons. Gene Ontology annotation, biological process: mitochondrial electron transport, cytochrome c to oxygen.
AAGCUGUGGGGCGGGCCAGGGGCGGGCGCCCGCACUCAGGUCCCUCCGGAGCGGGUUCUCAGUUGCUGGCUGGGCAGACCCAGGUCGCAUUCCUGCUGCGGAGCCGGAGCCGGCGAGAUGCUCUCCAGAGCUGCCUGGAGCUUGAUGCUGAAGAAAAGUGGACAUGGAAGACGAGAGAUGCACAGCCCAGAAGCCCCCGCCCGUGGUGAGGGGAAGAUGCCCCCCUAUGCCAACUGGUAUGCCGAGCGCUCCUACCCCAUGCCAGAAGAGCCCUUCUGCUCAGAUCUCAAUGCUGAGCAGCAGGCCCUGAAGGAGAAGGAGAAGGGAAGCUGGACCCAGCUGAGCCAUGCCGAAAAGGUGGCCCUGUACCGGCUCCAGUACCAUCAGACCUUUGCGGAGAUGAACCGUCGCUCCAAUGAAUGGAAGACAGUGAUGGGCUGUGUCUUCUUCUUCUGUGGAUUCACAGCUGUGCUGAUUUGGUGGCAGCGGGUCUACGUAUAUCCUCCAAAGCCCAUCACCUUGACGGACGAGUGGAAAGCCCAGCAGCUGCAGCGCAUGCUGGACAUGAAGGUCAAUCCUGUGCACGGCCUGGCCUCCCACUGGGACUAUGAGAAGAAGGAGUGGAAGAAGUGACUUGCAUCCCCAGCUGUCUCCCAGUGGCUCCACCCUGGCUGGGAGCCUCUGGCGGCCCCUCAUCUCCCCUCCCUUGCCCUUAACCCAAUAAAGCUGGUUUGUUCUUUUCUGCCUCUAA